Saccostrea cuccullata (small rock oyster) is the source of this 3366-nucleotide messenger RNA. RefSeq lists its product as uncharacterized. Bases 1 to 3366 code for a protein of 1121 amino acids. NCBI's taxonomy places the organism in Eukaryota, Metazoa, Mollusca, Bivalvia, Ostreida, Ostreidae. The record is from RefSeq and is a predicted model, not a curated record. The transcript has a single exon. Gene Ontology annotation, molecular function: zinc ion binding; nucleic acid binding.
AUGGAAGGAAAGGCACAAACUGCUAUUUCUGGCCUCAUGCUCUCCCAUGAAAAUUAUGAUGUAGCUCUCUCCAUAUUGAAGGAACGAUUCGGAUAUGUGCAGUCUGUAAUUAACAAACAUUACAUGGACCUUAUAAACAUUAAGCCUGCACUUAAUAAUACUUCCAGUCUCCGUAGACUAUUUGAUGAUUUAGAAAAGCAUAUGCGCAGCCUAGAAGCAUUGGAACAGGAUGUUAACCAGGAUGUCUUUGUUUCCAUGAUCAUAACAAAGUUACCAAAAGAAGCCAGAUUACAAUUAGAAUUACAGAAAGGAAAGAAAGAAAAGUGGACUGUGCAAAAGCUGAGAAUAUUCCUUGAUAACUACAUAGCAGCCAGAGAGUCUACAUAUACAGAAAACGUAGCCGGUCAUGAAGAACAACCUGCUAGGAGCACUUCUCCACCUGGAAUGUCUGAUGUAAAUGAAAGGACAUAUACAUCUGCAGAAGCCCUAACAACAUUAUUUCAAGGAUCGCAGACAAGGAACAAAUAUGGAAGAAAACAUCAUAUUUGUAUCUUUUGUGAACAAAAUCACUGGAGUGAUGAAUGCACAGAUUUCAGGACAAUUGAUGAGAGAAAACAGAAAAUCAGAGGAAGAUGUUACAUUUGUCUUAGGCCAGGUCAUCUUAACAAAGACUGCAAAGUUGACAAACCAUGCUUCCAUUGUCAUCAGACAAAGAAACAUCAUCGAAGUCUCUGCAAUAAGAAGAUGCCGCUUUCGAGAGAUUCCUCACAUUUUACUGAAACAUCAGAAAUAUAUGAUACAGAAACGGUUCACGAUGUUCCAGAAAACAGUCUACUCUCCUCGAGUAGUAUGGUGCUAAUGCAGACUGCAAGAACUGAUGCAUCUGAUUUGAAAGGUAGGAGAGAUGAAUCUGUAAGAAUUCUGAUGGACUCUGGGUCUCAGAGGACAUAUGUUACCGAAGAAUUGGUUUCGAGAUUAAAUUUGCAGAGAAAACAAACAGAAGAAAUAUCACUUAGCACAUUUGGAGUAAAGAAGCCCAAGACAAUGAAAACACCAAAAGUCUCUUUAAGAAUUAAACUAAAUGAUGGACACUUCAUGAGAAUUGAUGCGAAUGUUGUGCCUCAAAUAACUGGGUCCAUACAAAGAAGACCGUUACCAUCUACCAUCUCUGAAAAAGUACACAACCAAUAUAAACAUUUUCAAUUUGCUGAUACCCUACCAAAAACUACAGAAAAUGCAACUGUCGAUAUCCUUAUUGGAAAUGACCAUUACCUCGAUUUGAUAUUAUCAGAAAAAAUUGAAGUUAACCAAGGACUAUACUUACUUUCAUCAAAGGUAGGAUGGAUUCUCACUGGAAGAACACAAGCUAACUUUGAGGUAUCCAGAGAUAAUUUACACCAAAUGCUGAUUGUAAAUGGAAACAAUCUAACAACGGAAUAUUGUCUUCAUUCGUCUGUCGAUGAAUGUUUGCCCUUGAAGCCAUCACUAGACGAGUACUGGAACUUGGAAACUAUUGGAAUCAAGGAUCAGCCCCAUUCAUCAGAUGAUGACAAGGCUUUAAAAAACUUUAACGACACAAUAAAACUAGUCAAUGGUAGAUAUCAAGUCACUUGGCCCUGGAAGGAUGAGCAACCUGAACUCCCAGAGAACAGAGAACUUGCUUUUGGAAGGUUGAAAUCUCUACUUCAAAAACUAAAAAAGAACCCUGAGCUGCUUCACCAAUAUGAUGGAAUAAUUCAGGACCAGUGCAAGCAAGGCAUGAUUGAAAAGGUGACAAAGAGCAGUGAAGUGAAGAAUAGUGUCAAACACUACAUACCCCAUCAUGCUGUCAUUGAUCCAACAAAGCCUACCACAAAAGUACGGAUCGUCUAUGAUGCAUCGGCAAAGGUCAAACCAGAGUGUAACAGCCUUAACGAGUGUCUUUACAGAGGACCAGUGAUGCUAAAUGAUUUGUGUGGACUGUUGUUGAGAUUUAGAAUGAAAAGGAUUGCAAUUAUUGCUGACAUAGAAAAGGCAUUUCUACAGAUUGAAUUACAAGGAAAGGACAGAGAUGUGACAAGAUUCUUUUGGUUAAAGGAUAUUGAAACUCCAUCCACAGAGAACAAUAUUCAAGUAUAUAGAUUUACGAGAGUUCCAUUUGGAGUUAUAUCAAGCCCUUUUCUAUUGGCUGCAACUUUAGAUUACCAUCUGGGAAACUACAACACUGCAACAGCUGAAAACAUAAGAAGCAAUAUUUACGUGGAUAAUGUUAUCACUGGUGUAGAGUCCGUCUCAGAGGCUAGGAAACUAUAUACAGACGCCAAAGAGAUCUUCAGUACCAUGUCAAUGAAUUUACGAGACUGGGCAUCUAACUCCACAGAAUUUAGCCAGUGUAUUCCUCAAGCUGAUCAAGCAAACAGAGAAACCAUAAAAAUUCUUGGUUUGUCUUGGAAACUUUCUGAGGACUCCCUAUUCAUAAACAGUCCAAAAGAUGAAACUCAUAUUCCACCUAUCACCAAGAGGAAAGUCCUUCAAAGAAUUGCUUCUGUUUUUGAUCCACUUGGAUUCUUCACCCCAGUUACUUUGAGAACAAAGUUGUUUCUACAAACAUUAUGGAACCAAAAGAAAGAGUGGGAUGAAGAACUGACCAAAGAAGACAUUCAGCGCUGGGAAAAUAUAUCCGCAGACUUGGAUGAUAUUCCCAAUUGCCCUAUUCCUCGUUUUAUAGGACUCGCUGGUACAGUGACAUUCAAUUUAAUGUGCUUUUGUGAUGCAUCAACUAAAGCAUAUGCCUGUGCGGUCUAUUUACACCAGAGCAACAAAGAAAGAAGUACGGUCAACCUGCUGUUUUCAAGAACUGGAUUAGUGCCACUCAAGAAAAUAACACUGCCCAGAUUGGAACUAUUGGCUGUUGUCAUUGGAGUCCGAUGCAUUAACUUUGUUGAGCAACAACUGAAGUUACCUGUCACAGAAAAGAUCCUUUGGACCGAUUCCCAAUGUGUAUUACAUUGGAUAAGAAUGAAGAAACCUCUUAAAACUUUUGUGGAAAACAGAGUAAAAGAAAUCAGAAACAACAAAGAUAUAACUUUUCAAUAUGUGUCUACAAAGGAUAACCCAGCUGAUAUUGCAAGCAGAGGAACAGCAGUUAAAACUCUUCAAGAAUUUGAACAAUGGUGGAAUGGUCCAGAAUGGUUAAUUAAAAGGAAAGACAAUUGGCCUUCAUGGAACAGUCAACAAACCUGUAAAGAAAUGCAGAGUGUUAUAGAAUCAGAAUGCAAGACUCCAAAGAUAGUUUAUGAAGCAAAACUGGUGGCUGGGGAGAGUCCUAACGGAAGAAAUAACAACUCAGAUUCUGAAUCAACUGGAUAUCCAAACAUCAUUGACUAG